This is a messenger RNA of Clarias gariepinus (North African catfish), 1868 nucleotides long. RefSeq lists its product as uncharacterized. The record is from RefSeq and is a predicted model, not a curated record. Lineage: Eukaryota; Metazoa; Chordata; Actinopteri; Siluriformes; Clariidae. The coding region runs from base 448 to 1401 and encodes 317 amino acids. Gene Ontology annotation, cellular component: nucleus. Gene Ontology annotation, molecular function: methyl-CpG binding; zinc ion binding. The transcript has 3 exons.
CACACCGGGAGGAGCCGUCUACCCUUCCGUCACCCGUGCCCGCCCCCCGGAGGACGGUGCGUCGUGUCGUUGGCAGCGUCAAUAUUAUUUAUGAUCCCCGUUAGGAGGCUCUCGGUGGGUUUUAGCGCCGCCGCCGCCGCCACUGAUGAGCGCGCGCUAAAAAAACCUCACAUCCGCUCAUUGUGUGUUGUUGUUAUUUUGUGCGUUUAAUUUGUCUGUGUGUGUGUGUUUUUGCGCCUUUGAGUGUGUGUGUGUGUGUGAGAGCGCGCGCGCGUGUGUGUGAGUUUUCCCGCGGCCGGAGCGCACCGAUGCUCUGCGUUAAAGAGGCUUUGAUCGCGAGGCGUCGGGAGUCCGAAACACCUUCACUGAUGAUUGUGUUGCUAGUGUAAGUGUGUAGGUGUGUGUGUGUGUGUGUGUGUUUUUGUGUGUAUAUGUGUUUCGUUUCCCAUGGCGAACAUGAGCAGCAGUGUGUGCAUGGAGACACCACACACCCACGGCCACGCCCACAGCUACACACCCACCACAGGACGGGACUUUUCCCUGCAGAUGGACUCAUGCAUGAACCCUGUGCUGGACUACAGCGCGCAGAUGGAACGCUACCGCUCCUUCGCUAACUUUUACAAAAACGGCGCCGCUCCGUUUCCUCAGGCGGCAAAAAUCGCUCGUUUGGCAACGCCCAUUUUCCCGUCGCCGAUGACGCCAUGGUCGUGCGACAACGGAAUGCUUUGGGGCCGUAAGCCACCUGCAGUCAACGUCAAUGUCAAUGUAAACGUCAACGGGGCUCACGCACAUGCUCACGCACACCGGACGGCCAUGCCUCGGGCGGAGCCACUUAAUGUUCACAUGCCCGCCAAGAUGUCUGCUGACAACUUCCUGUCUCCGCUCAGUCAAGUGGGCGGAGCUGAGUGCAUGAACCGCCUCAAGGUGCCACAACAGACCAGCGGGAGUGGCGGAGGUGGCGGAGGCGGUGAGGCUGAAAGGGGUGGGGCUACAUUUGGAGGGUUUGCUCUACCCCCUGGGGUUAUCGUCAUGACCACCCUGCACUCAGGGGCGGGCUCAUCAGUGGCGACGAUGACGGACAGCGCUUUUCAGAUCGCUGCCGACUGCCAGCACAGCAACUCCGCGUCCUGCUCCGGGUCUAAUGCUAGCACUAACGCUAGCGUCAGCAGUAACAGCAGCUGCAGCGGCGGAGCAGCCAAGAGAAAGCGAAAGCGGUGCGGUGUGUGCGCCCCCUGCAGGCGGCUCAUCAACUGCGGCGUGUGCAGUUCUUGCCGGAACAGGAAGACCGGUCAUCAGAUCUGCAAGUUCAGGAAGUGUGAAGAGCUGAAGAAAAAACCAGGGAGCACAGUGGAGAGAGCCUCAUCCGUGGGAUCAGCAGACACGUUUCGCUGGUUCUUCUGAGAGAAGGAAAUCCCAGAACACAGACUGUACACAAACACACACACACACACACACACACACACACACACACACAUUGGACUACAGCAGUGCAGACACUGUGCUUCAUCUUUAACACUUUAACACUUCCAACUUUACCUGGACCUUCAGCUCUGUAUGGCAGAGAGAGACAGAGAGAGAGAGAGGAAGUGGAUCUGGAGGACAGGAAGUGGAGCAGAGAGGAGCGCCCUGAUUGGCUGUCAGAGCUGUGUGGCUCCACUGGACACCAUCCUCACUAUUAGACAUUUUGGGACAGAUCUAAGAUGAAGAUUAGAGGUGUCUGAUUGGAGGUGGGUGUAAGCCACGCCCCCAGAGAGCGUUCCAGACUCUUGACAUGUCACACACUUCACUGUUGCAUGGGUAGAAAAAAACAAUUAACUAAUGUGUUUUGAUUUGACCUGAAGACUUUAAUGACUUUGUACAUUGCUGUU